AUGUCUUCAAUUUCUAUCUCUAGUGAGAUUAAUGUUAUUCCUUUGAGGAGUCAAGGUGCAAGUUCCUGUAUACUCCAUCUUUCGGUUCAGGAGGAAAGAGGUGCACCUGAAGCCACUUGCAGCUAUUACUUGUAUAGACGAGCCUGCCCGGUGAAACCUGAGAAUGUUGUGGAUGCUAGGAAGGACUUGAAGGAGAUGGUAAUAUCUCUAGCCUUCCCAUUUGGAGAGAGACUGAAAAGGGGGACUUCUUCUGUUGGCAUCUUUGCUUUCCUGCCAACGGCAAUGGUUACAAGUUUUCCAUUUAUAAUUCAGGCAGACUUCCUUCUUGCAUCUUCAAGGGAAGCAAUAGUAAUGGACAGUAAGUGGAACCUGGGAAUUCUUGGCCAUGUUCCUUCCUGCUUUGUUAGUGCGCUUAUUACUUGUAUGAAAUCUGCUGAAACUGCUGAGUUUUUUACUGGUGCUCGAGUGCUUGAAUUUUUGCCUGUGCAUAACUCUCCUUUCAAAGAGCUGAAUAGAGUGAGAGAGUCCAUCAGAGCCGUGUUGAUGUCAGAGUGCACUGCUCCUUAUGAGUCAUUCUGUAACAAGCAAAUGGUUUUUUGCGAGCCAACCAAAGCAAUAAGGAUCUUUCCAGAAUUUCGCAAGAUCCUGCUCCGCAUUAAGGGACAGAAUGUUUCUCUGAGUGGUAUUUCUUCCCAAGGGAAGUUUGUGCUACAUAAUUCUGUGGACCACCCAAAAUAUGAUGAGGUUUGGGAGUUUCUUGGAGUUCCAUCUGCGUCUGAUAGUUAUAGUUGGUAUGGAAAAUGCAUUACCGCAUGUAAGCUCAUGCUCCGGGCUUCUGCAGAUGUGUACAUGGAGCUUCUUUGCUUUCUGGCCACCAACUGGAAACGGUUUCCACAUUACAGUGUUAAUAGCAUACCUCUCCUGAAAUACAUUGCUUGGAAUGGGGAAACUUUAUCAUGUAGUGUUCUACAAAUCAUACGAGAAUCGUUAAAGGUUCAUCUUGUUUGGGACGCAGAAGAACAUGCCUGGUUAAAUAAAUGGAACUUAGAAAUGGGGUGCCCAAAUGAUAUGUAUUUCUGUCCUGAUGCAUUGAUAGCUUCUCUUCUGGGAGUUUGGAGAAAGUCUGCCUUGAAGAACUAUAUUGGAUCCAACUCCAUUUCCAGAAUUUUACAGUCUAUGCCAGUGGUUGACAAGUUUGGGAAUGUAACUCUUUGUACUAGGAUACUGGUGCCUGCUUCCAUGAGCACAUGGGUGAAGCUGUUUGGUUCCAGCAAUCCAUUUAUCAGGGAUUUUGCGAUGGAUAAUAGUGAAAUGAGAGAGAAACAAGAGCCUUUUGAAAUGAUGGAUAAGGAAGAUGAAGCAAAUUGUGCUGAAUAUAUUGAACUAGGAGAGGGUUAUGCUUCAGCUACUGAGUUUGCAGGGGAAUUGACACCACCAAGGGAACUAUCAAACUUCUUUGUACAGCAUGCCAAAGCUGUUGAUUUACCUCAUAUAGUACCUCCAGACAUGGCACUACAAGUAGCUUCCACUCACCUAACUAGAGAUCAGGCUAUAUUACUUCUGGACUGGAUCCGGAAUUUGAGAGCUAAAGAGUAUGCUUCCCAAACAGACAGAAGCCAGCUGAAGAAGUAUGAUAUGCCUGCAAGGUUCAUCAAAAGCAUACGUAGGGGGGAGUGGAUGAAGACGUACUCUGGCUUUAGUUCUCCAAUGCAGUGCUAUCUUUAUGAUAGAGCUGAGAAUUCUACUCUCUUGGAAAUAGGAAAAACUCUCAUGGUCUUAUCAGCUAUUAAUGAACAGUAUUAUCAAGACCGGAUCAGUUCUUACAAGGAUGAGUUGAUAUUCGUUGGUGUAAAAAUCGGGACAGAGAAUAUGUAUCAGCUCAUAAUUGAUUACCUUAAAUCUCUUGCUUCCUCUCCUAUGAGUAGGAAAUUGGCAAUUUCGCUUUUAAGGUUUAUUCGUUAUUCAAAGGCCAAUGAUAGUCUUGAUGAAGACUUGAUCAAAACUCUCAAAAAUGGGGAAAUGGCUGAGGACACAUCAAGCCAACUUAGUGGUUUUGCUGAUGAGCUCAAUUUGCUGGGUGUUGUAGUGGAUAUGGAAGAAGUAUACAAACUAAUUCCCCAACAUUUCAGAUUCCCUGGAGAUCUCUCCAAGUUUACUAAGGAUGCUGUCUUCCUGUUGCUUAAAUGUGUCCGGCAUAUAGGUCCUGCAGCUCUUGGCUUGAUACAAAAAAUCAGUUGUCAAGCUUGGAUCAAAACUAGUUCUGGUUUUACAUACCCCUCAGAAUCUCUUUUGUCCAAUCCCAAAUGGGUUCACUUACUUGAUAUUGUUCCUUUACCCGUCAUUGAUGAAUCCUACUAUGGAGACAGGAUUAGUUCAUACAAGGCAGAACUGAAGGCCAUUGGUGAACAUUGGUUGAAAACCUGUCAUGGCUAUAAAUCUGCUUCAGAUUGCAUUUUGUAUGAUUCCGAAUGGGCAAAAGUUUCUCACUUUGUUGAUCUGCCUCUCAUUGAUGAGGCCUUCUAUGGUGUUGAGAUCUACUCUUUCAAAGAUGAACUGAAGUUGCCAGGUGUUGUAAUUGAUUUCAGUGAAGGAGCUCAUUUUGUUGCGAGAGGUUUGAAGUUACCAUUAGAACAGUCAUUAGCAACAGCAGAGUCUGCUCUUGCAUUGCUUCAAUGUGUCACCUACUUACGAAAUAGUUGCAAGCCCUCUGAACAGCCACUGCCUGAACCUUUGUUGGAAAAAUUAAAAAGAGAGAAAUGGUUGAAAACGCACAUGGGGUACAGAUAUCCAGAUGAAGCUCUUCUUUUCAAUUCAGAGUGGGAAGGCCAUUUAGAAGAAUAUGAUGGACCUUCAUUGAUCAAAGUUACUAUGGGAAACUUAGUUCUCUGGGAAUAUGAUGGGGCUACAGGUGGAGGAAAAUGGGUGGGUAGUUGGGACUGUGUGCUUCAUGAUAGAGACAAUCUCUUUGGCCAUUGUGUACAUGCUCUUGAUAAAUAUUAUGACAAGCAAUUGCUCACUUUUCUGUCAACGGCUUUUGAAGUUGCUGAAUUUCCCACUCUUGAUAGAUAUAUUGAUCUCUGGGACGGCUGGGUGGGAGGUAAGCAACAAGCAUGCCCGGUAAAGUUGAACUCCUUUUGGAAUUACAUAUCAGAACACUGGAAUCCUUGUACUGAAAUGGCUCUCAAAAUUAGUAUGACCAUGUUACCUGCGAUGGAUAUCUCCGGGAAGGUCAUGUUAGUGGAGAAAGAAGAAUUGUUUAUCCCUGAUGACAUGCAUCUUAGAAUGGCAUUCACAGAAGCUAGUGAAAAGCCACUCUUUGUCUGCCUGAUAGGGAGAACAUUGAUGAAAAUACUAUUGGGUUUCCUAGCAAAUCCUCUAAUAGCCAUGCCAGCGGAGGAAAGACACAGGAGGGCAAAAUCUCUCCUUGAUAUCUCAGUUUUUGGAACAGAUGAACCGAUGAUAGUCAGCUACAGUUUGCUUUUACCUUCUCUUAAGAACAGAUUGCAAGUUGAAGUAAGAAGAAAGGUGCUCUGGGACACUAACUCCUGGAAAUUGCUGCUUCAUAGACCAAGCUGGAAAGAAGGGCACAAAGACAUCGAGUUCAUCACUCAUUUUGCUCAAUUCAUAUCAGAGACAGCUCUGCCAAAUAGCACUUCUCUUGCAGACAGCCUGUGCAAAAUUAUAAAGAUGGGCUUUGCAUUUGGUUUCAAAGAGGAUGAGGUUGACUUCUUGCUGGUCACAGAAAACCUAGAGCUGUCGAUUGAGGACAAAAAAUUCCUUGAUUCCCUAUUUCCUCCUGCCAAGUCUCCUGUUCCAAUGCAACUUCAGUCAUACUGCCUGAAAGCACCUUGUACACCUGAAACUUCCUUAUACAAAAAACCACGAAAUCCUCAGCGCAAGAAACACCGAUAG
This is a messenger RNA of Ilex paraguariensis (yerba mate), 3912 nucleotides long. NCBI's taxonomy places the organism in Eukaryota, Viridiplantae, Streptophyta, Magnoliopsida, Aquifoliales, Aquifoliaceae. The record is from the annotation of a GenBank genome assembly.